AGCACAAGACAGACACAUAGUCACACCUAUAGAGGGGGAGAGACCUCGAGAAACGUACCGCAACACCUGGAGAGGGGGAGAGAGAGAGAGAGAGAGACCGACCCCUUCUUCCCCCCAUCUAUAUUCACACUCCUAUGGACAGACACACUCACAGCCCUGGUCCCUCAGUGUUUUCUCUGUUGUUACCGACUCUAUUCAUCCAUCCAAGGGCUGUCACACACACCCCUCUCUUUUCUUUUCUUGUUCUUUCAUAACUCCCCACUGCCUGCCAGUCCCAAACAGCACAUUGUGGAAAAGCUGGACUGGGCCCAGCGGGAAGCCCACACCAUGCAGUUCAAAGGGUGGCCAAGUCACAUGAAUACCAUCCUCAGGCCGGUGAAGAAUGAUGGAAUUGUUCUUAGCACAAUCUCUGCCACAGAUGAACUUGCUGCAAAACAGAGUGGAUAGCAGAGCUGAGUCAAUUGACAAGAAAAUUAGUAGGCUCGAUGCAGAACUGGUGAAGUAUAAAGAUCAGAUGAAGAAAAUGAGGGAGGGGCCUGCAAAGAAUAUGGUAAAACAGAAGGCUUUGAGAGUAUUAAAGCAGAAGCGAAUGUAUGAACAACAGCGGGAUAAUCUGUCACAGCAGUCUUUUAAUAUGGAACAAGCCAAUUACACCAUACAAUCACUGAAGGACACAAAGACAACGGUUGAUGCUAUGAAACUGGGGGUGAAAGAAAUGAAGAAGGCUUACAAGCAAGUCAAAAUUGAUCACAUUGAGGACAUACAAGACCAAUUGGAGGAUAUGAUGGAAGAAGCCAGUGAAAUCCAGGACGCACUGGGUCGUAGUUAUGGAACACCAGAGAUUGACGAAGAUGAUUUAGAAGCAGAACUGGAUGCCUUAGGUGAUGAGCUUUUAGUUGAUGAGGACAGUUCCUAUUUAGAUGAAGCUGCAUCUGCUCCAGCAAUUCCAGAAGGCACUCCUACUGACGCAAAAAACAAGGAUGGUGUAUUGGUGGAUGAAUUUGGACUGCCACAGAUCCCUGCUACAUAAACAUGCAUUUUUAGAGCACAUUGGAAAUGGCAAGUUACGUCUUACAAAUCAAAUUAGCAAAACAUUUUUUGAAAUCCUGGAAAACUUGCCUUUUCAGUAAAACCUUAAUAUCACUACAUCUUAAAAUGCAAUAUGAAUGGCUGGUGGUAUUUCCUUUCUUGGAAGAAAGUUGAUAUACUACUGACUUUUCUAUUAGAGGAGAAAAAUUGGCACAGCUUCCUUCAGUGGAUGCAUUCAGUCUACUAGGUUUUGAUUAUCCAGUGUUUUAUGGAAGAAAUAGUACAUGAAAAAUAGUGGUGGCUGUUAAUAGUUGAGCUUUGUCUUGAUUUGAUUUGUAUUAUAUUUCUGUUUUCUGAAACAAACUAAGACUAUGUGGCUGCUUACCUUCUGUAAGAUAGCUUCCUUAUUACUUACUGUACUGAUUUAAUAACAAAUGGAUGCAUUUUUAAGAAUACUUCAGUUCUGAGACUUGAUAUUGUAUUUGUAACUCUUAAUUACAGCUGUAACAAAUAAAUAUAUACAAAGGUUAUCUUUAACCUUAUGUAUUCCAUUUUGACAUAAAAGUUUAUACCAUAGAGUAGCUUAUCCUCUUGUGUGGUGUUUUUGAUAGCAGUUUUAACCUGUUCCUUGUUUUCAUCAGUGUCAUUCAGCAUUUGAGCAUAGGCCUUCCAUUAACAUGCUUGGUCUAAAGCUGGAGGUUGGUCAUGAUCCUCAAAUUUCUCCACCCUUUCAUAUAUCUCCCUUUUAGAAUUCCAAAAUAACAUUACUGUAAGACCAUUGCUACUGCUGUGCUUCUCCUCUUGAGUUGUCAUGAGUUGGAGCAUUACAGCUUUCUCUGACCACUAUUGCUCUGUAGAUUGUCCAGCAAAAAGUGGUUAUACAACAAAUGGCCAUCUCCCUUUCUUUGGACCCAUUGGCCAGAAGAGAGAGUACUCUCAAACUCAAAUCUCUUCUAGUGAAGAUUGUAUUGCCAAGCCUUGUAGCAGACUCUUUCAGAAGUCUAUGGCCCAGAUAGUUUUCCAUUUUUAUCAGGAAUGAAGUAUACAAAUGUUUGUUGUACAGAAACUGAAACUUAUUUAUGCUUAAUAAAGAUAUUUUUCCAACA
Molecule: messenger RNA, 2135 nt
Organism: Mauremys reevesii (Reeves's turtle)
Lineage: Eukaryota; Metazoa; Chordata; Testudines; Geoemydidae
Gene: CHMP5
Product: charged multivesicular body protein 5
Exons: 8
Coding region: 383-1030 (215 amino acids)
Biological process (GO): vesicle budding from membrane; late endosome to vacuole transport via multivesicular body sorting pathway
Cellular component (GO): multivesicular body
Source: RefSeq, a predicted model, not a curated record